AUGGAAGAUCUCAAGCCAGUGUACUUCUGCAUGUUCCUGAUAAUAUACAUAAUCAUUGUUGCUGGAAAUAGUGUGUUAAUCGGAGUGGUGUAUUUUGAGAACACCCUGCAUGAGCCAAUGUUUCUUUUGCUGUGUAACUUGGCUGUGAAUGGUCUGUAUGGAAGCAGUGCCUUGCUGCCAGCACUGCUGAGCAACUUGUUGUCAGACUCGUAUGAGAUAUCUCUGGCGCUUUGUCAGACACAGAUCUAUGCUAUACACACAUAUGCCAUCACUGAAUUCACAAUUCUAGCAGCUAUGAGUUAUGACAGGUAUGUGGCUAUUUGCUAUCCGCUGCUUUAUCAUACAAUCAUGUCAAAAAGAGUUGUUAAACUUAUUGUUUUUACGUGGCUCUACCCCAUGCUGGCAUUUCUCAUUGUUUUUAUUUUCACUCUUCGGCUGCAGUUUUGUGAGAGAACCAUAGACAAGGUGUACUGUCUCAAUUACUCAUUGGUGAAACUUUCCUGUACAGACACAACUAUUGUUAACAUAGUCGGCCUACUUUCUGUAAUUCUAUAUGUGUUUCCACAGCUUUUCAUGAUCUUUUACUCAUAUGCACACAUCCUGAGGAUAUGUGUAUUGUCAUUCAAAGAAUCCAAGCUCAAAGCUCUCCAGACUUGUACCCCCCACCUGCUCGCAAUAACCAACUACUCCAUCGGGUGCCUUUUUGAAAUAGCACAAAGUCGAUUCAACAUUAGUCACCUAUCUUACCAAAGCAAGUUGUUUUUAUCUCUGUACUUUUUGAUAUUCCCAUCCCUUCUUAAUCCGACAAUAUACGGUUUGAGUAUUCAAGCCAUAAGGGCACAACUGUUCAGGCUUUUCAGCAGAAAAAGCGGGCAAGUCACAAAUUAUGUUGCCUAG
This is a messenger RNA of Anoplopoma fimbria (sablefish), 897 nucleotides long. Its product is annotated as olfactory receptor 2A2-like. The transcript has a single exon. NCBI's taxonomy places the organism in Eukaryota, Metazoa, Chordata, Actinopteri, Perciformes, Anoplopomatidae. Gene Ontology annotation, biological process: G protein-coupled receptor signaling pathway. The record is from RefSeq and is a predicted model, not a curated record. Gene Ontology annotation, cellular component: membrane. Gene Ontology annotation, molecular function: G protein-coupled receptor activity; olfactory receptor activity. The coding region runs from base 1 to 897 and encodes 298 amino acids.